Molecule: messenger RNA, 840 nt
Organism: Gossypium raimondii (Peruvian cotton)
Lineage: Eukaryota; Viridiplantae; Streptophyta; Magnoliopsida; Malvales; Malvaceae
Exons: 1
Coding region: 258-674 (138 amino acids)
Source: RefSeq, a predicted model, not a curated record
UCCCCGACAAUAUUGUCACAAUUUCCACUUGGCCUUGUCUCUCUUAGAACAUGGAGUAAAUAAUGGAAGCUUUCCCCUACUCUAUAACUCCAACUCCCUUUCUUUCAGACCAACCAUAAAAGCUAUAUAAUCUCUCAUACAAAACAUCAAACACAUAUAUAUUCUUACACACACUCCUUGUACCAAAAAAGAAAAAAGAAAAUCCCACUUCCUAUUCUAUCAUUACAAUCAAAUCCAACUAUAAAAAAAAAAUAGCAAUGGAAAUUGACUCCCAUCUUUCCUCAACAUUCAAGCAAAGGGGUGAAAUGGCUAUGGAAAUUGAAUCAGUUAGAUGUGAGUGUUGUGGAUUGAAAGAAGAUUGUACCCAAGAUUAUAUCAAUGAAGUUAAGUCCAAAUUUGAAGGGAAAUGGUUAUGUGGGUUAUGUUCAGAAGCUGUUCGAGAUGAAGUGAGUAGAAACAAGAAACAACAAUUUGGGGUUGAAGAAGCUGUUGAAGCUCAUAUGUCAUUUUGUGGCAAAUUCAAAUCCAAUCCAGCAGUUCGUGUAGCUGAUGGUAUGAGACAGAUGCUGAGAAGGUCUGGGGAUUUUUCAAAUAAUCGUAAUUCACCAUCUUCAUCUUCAUCUUCAUCUUCUUCUAAGAAGUUCACAAGAUCAGCUACCACAAAAUUGUACUAAUUUGUCUAAAAAUCAAAGAGGAAAGGGUUUCACUUUUACUUUAGAUGAAUAAUAUUUUAUAGCUAUAAGUCCUUCUCUUUUGGGGGCUACUACUUUUUUUUUCAACUUUGUUUUUGUGCAGGAGAUGUAAUUACAAUGAAGGCUUCUUCUUCUUCUUCUUCUUGAA